Messenger RNA from Cladocopium goreaui, 2064 nucleotides. Lineage: Eukaryota; Dinophyceae; Suessiales; Symbiodiniaceae. The record is from the annotation of a GenBank genome assembly.
AACUGUCCAAAGCUUUGAGCGAAUGGCGGGAUGGUGAAACAACUUGAAAGAUCUUCCACGCCAGUCCCGCAAGAGGCACCUGCACGUGCAGAAGGGACUGGUCAAGAACAAACCGACGAUGAAUGGAUCGAUCUGGGGACAAAGGAGGAAAUAGACAAGAAGAAGCAGCCCAAAAAAGAAAAGAAGAAGACAUCAAAGGGCCUGCUGGGCGGUGCCGCUGAGCUGGUGCCGAUUUUGAUUUUGGGCUACUUUGGAAAGGCGUUCUGGUCCUGGUAUGGCAUGCUGUACCCGAAGUUUCCGGACUUUGACGCCAAUCAUAGAUACUUGGAGAAGUUCCAGAACAGGAUAGAAAGGGGAGAAGCUCUCACACUCGAUGUCUUCAUCAAGGAGAGCAAGUCCCAGCCCAGAAUUGCUCGAGAUGCACCCCCUGAUUGGAGUGUUCAAUUUGAAUACGACGAGGAGGAUUUUCUUCCAUCCUCCAAAUCCUUGCUGGUGAAUAUCUCCUCAAAGAUGCUGAACAAGACAAAGAAUGUCUGGCUGACCGCAAGGUUAAAGACCGAAAAAGGUGAUUUUGUUGCCGAAGCGCACGGAGGAAUGAUCAAGUAUGACAAAAUGAAAGCACAAGCCACAAAGUAUUGGCUGACAUCAGGUGAAGUUUGUGAAGACAAUACAGAGAGGACGUAUGGAACGAAAGAUAAGCCAUUGACUGCAAGAGGAGUACCCAAAAUGCAGGUCAGACUUGUUUAUGACCGUACACACUACCCGCGACCUUGGAAAAACAGUCACUACUAUCCUCCCUUGUAUGUGGAUGAAUUCUGGAUGACCAAUGAUCAGCUCAUCAAGUUUCCAGCCAGUGGAUAUCAUAGCUUUGACGCGGAAAUUCACUUUGGGCUGAUGUCUGCACCCAGAUGGCGAUUUCAGAAUAUGAUGGAUCACAGCAUCAAGAACAUGGCCACUCAGUUCGCAGGUGAAGAUGCAGAAGAGAUCAUGCAAAUCCGGGACUUGUUCGCGAACACAAACUCGUACCUUCUGAUAGUGACCAUGGUGGUGAGCGUUCUGCAUAUGAUCUUUGAGUAUUUGGCCCUGAAGCACGAUGUGCUCUUUUGGCAGAAGACCGAUGCGGAGACGUUGAAGCGAUACGUCUCAUUAAGGGCAAUUUUUUGGGAGAUUUUCUGCAAUGUGGUUCUUUGGAUUUAUUUGUAUGAUCAGGAGACAGGUUGGCUAGUCCUUAUCUUGAUGCUGGGACAGAUCGCAGUCGAUUGCUGGAAGCUGACCCGUGUCAUCGAGGUGAGACUUGAGAGGAACGGCGCGCUGGUCUAUCCAGCUUUCAGAAGCCGUGUUCCCCACUCCAGCUCGGAUGACUACGACAAGAUAGCAUUGCAAUAUCUCUCUUAUAUUUUGGUGCCGAUUAUCCUGGUCUAUUCCAUUUAUUCACUGAAAUUCGAGUGUCACAAGGGCAUCAUUGCGUAUUUGCUGCAUGUAUCUGCAUCUAUGGUUUAUGCGCUGGGCUUUGCGCUCAUGACGCCCCAGCUCUUCAUUAAUUACAGAAUGAAAUCAGUGGCUUAUCUACCAUGGAAGCGAUUCAUCUACAGAGCAAUCAACACGUUCAUAGACGACCUAUUUUCCUUCAUCAUCAAGAUGCCCACUAUGCACAGAAUGUCUUGCUUCCGGGAUGACAUUGUCUUUCUCAUCUACCUCUACCAGAGACACAUAUAUCCCGUGGACAAAGAAAGCCCGGUGCUUUUUUGACUGUAUUGCGCAGUUUUUCACUGUAUCGCUUCAAUGCCGAUUUCCGGUUUCUUGUUGUGCCGCUUCCGAGGAAUGUUUGAUGAAGACUUUACUGAAACUGCUGACGACAAGGUUGAGGACAAAAAAGAUCAAUGAAUGCGACAAAGCGACAGAGUUGGCCUUAGUCCUCGCAGGGUCUUGGACUCUCGAAAUGUCUCGAGAUGUCUCGAGAUGAGUAAAAGACUACAAGACCUCAAGCUCAGCCCCAGGAUUGAGCCGGAAAAAAGGUUUUUGAAUGCUUUCGAAUGUCUUCAGUUUCCAGUUGCGCAUCUCUUU